Messenger RNA from Bombina bombina (fire-bellied toad), 1079 nucleotides. RefSeq names its product RNA binding motif protein 18 (gene RBM18). Gene Ontology annotation, molecular function: RNA binding. Lineage: Eukaryota; Metazoa; Chordata; Amphibia; Anura; Bombinatoridae. Bases 87 to 659 code for a protein of 190 amino acids. The record is from RefSeq and is a predicted model, not a curated record. The transcript is spliced from 6 exons.
UGUCGCACAUGUAUGACGUCAGACCGGAGCUUGUUAUGGGAUGAUCGGUGUACCGGAGGCGAGUGCGGGCACCGAGAUACAAAUCGAUGGAGGAAGAAGCGAAAUCUCUACCUCUGGAAAAUGCGUCAAUCCUAUCAGAGGGCUCCCUACAAGAUGGGCACAGGCUAUGGAUAGGCAACCUGGAUCCUAAAAUAACCGAGUAUCAUUUGUUGAAGCUGCUACAGAAAUUUGGGAAUGUGAAGCAGUUUGAUUUCCUGUUCCACAAGUCUGGACCACUGGAAGGACAGCCACGGGGUUACUGUUUUGUGAACUUUGAGACAAAAACGGAAGCAGAACUUGCCAUCCAGCGCCUGAACGGCAAAAUGGCCCUGUCUAAGAAACUGGUGGUCAGAUGGGCACAUGCACAAAUCAAGCGAUUUGACAACUACAAGAGUGACAAAGUUUUGCCUAUCAGCCUAGAACCGUCCUCAAGUACGGGCACCACUCAGUCUACACUCAGUGUCAGCGCUAAAAUAAAAGCCAUUGAAGCCAAACUGAAAAUGAUGGCGGAAAAUCCAGAUUCUGAACUCCCUGGCCAACCAUCAUAUUCCUGUAUUAAGGCUGCAGAAAAGAAAAAGAACAACCCAUAUCCUAGGCCAGCAUGGAGAUCAAAAAGAUGACAUUGUCGCUACCCCACUUCUGGGACCAGUCAAGCCCAUGGUGUAUAUGACACUCAAAGAAAUAAACCUCAUGUGACUUUACUUCUGCUGCACAAACUUUGUUGGAAUAAUUUAUGGAGUGAAACAGUUUCCAACAAUUUUAUUUUUAAUAUACAAGCUACAUUUUAUUUUAUUUUUUUUUUCCCUAUUUCUCCUAACUGUGACCCAAUUUUCAUUCUAUUUACCCGGAUAAAAUAUAUACUGAAAUUCUGCAUUGUUUAAAAUGAAGUUUCUUGUGUUUAAAAUAAUUGGUAAGUUUGUAGGAGUAAAUUAUUUUAAAUACAUUUGUCCCUUACCUAAUGUAAAGAUGGAAAUGUAUUAAAUGUUUUUUGUUUUUUAUUAAACCAGAUGAAAAAUAUUCAAAUAAAAAAAAAAUCACAA